Molecule: messenger RNA, 1074 nt
Organism: Rotaria sordida
Lineage: Eukaryota; Metazoa; Rotifera; Eurotatoria; Philodinida; Philodinidae
Source: the annotation of a GenBank genome assembly
AUGACACUCGAAUUUCCUUCCAUUCAUGAAAAAAAACUUCCCGGUGAUAUCAAAAUAGUUUGGCCAACAGUGAAAUCGAAAGAUACUGACACUCUUUAUCGAAUCACAGGUUCACUUGUUGGCUUAGCAGUAGGGGAUGCACUUGGAGCAAGCGUCGAAUUUCGUCCUCAACAAUAUCUCGCCGCCUAUCCUGUUACUGACAUGGUGGCUGGAGGUACAUGGGGUUUACAAGCAGGUCAGUGGACCGAUGAUACUUCAAUGGCACUAUGCCUUGCUUCAUCACUGAUCACUCAAAAAGAUUUCAAUCCUUAUGACCAGAUGGUUCGUUAUAAAUGGUGGUAUAAAAAUGGGUAUUUAUCUUCAACGGGACAUUGUUUCGACAUUGGUAACUCAACACGUACUUCAUUGGAAGAAUUCUAUCAUCGUCAGAUGCGGUUAAAGAAAGAUUAUAACUAUAAAACCGAAUCUGAGGUCGAUCAAUUGCCUCUAGAGUUCAUUAAGCGUGCUCAGUUUGAUGUCAAUUGUAGUGGACCAGACAGUGCUGGAAAUGGAGCUCUGAUGCGUCUUGCUCCUGUACCACUUUUCUUCUACCGAAAACCUGCUGUGGCUGUCGAUCUUUCAGGCCAAAGUGCUCGUCUUACACAUGGCGAUGAUGUAGCUUUCGAUGCAUGUCGUUACUACGGAGCUCUGAUCGUUGCUGCUGUUAAAGGGGAAUCUAAAGAAAGUCUAAUCAGCAAUGAAUUUUAUAACUGUCAUCAAAAAUGGUUUGGUUCGAAACCUCUUCAUGAUGACGUUGUGCGUAUCGCCAGAGGAUCUUUCAAACGACCAGGAGGUUAUAAAGAUGGAAUUCGAGGCAAAGGACACAUUGUUUUGGCCCUUGAAGCAGCGUUGUGGGCAUUCUGGAGUACAGAUACAUUCGAAAAAGGUGCACUCAAUGCUGUUAAUCUAGGCGAUGAUACAGAUACUACAGCAGCUAUUUAUGGUCAAUUAGCAGUAGUUGAUGGACCAACUCGAUUAAUUCAAAUGUUAUUCCAGUAUUUAUAUCUAUUAUCAUUGUUUAAAACAUGUUCAUAG